CACAGACAGCGCCGCCCCCCCCACCCUGGCCCGCCUCACACGCCCUCGGAAGCGCAGGCUCGCGGCGCUGCACUGGGGGGCUCUCCGGCACCCCAGCCUCUCGUCCCCAGCCCACAGCACCUCCCGGCCCCCCUUACCCUCUAGAGGCACUGGGAGUUGUCGCAGGGGGGCCUCGGGAAAUUCCCCGGACCCCCGUGCCAAGAGGUGCCCGGUGUGCCCGCCCGCCACCCCCCCCCCGAGGGCGGUGCCCGGGGGCGCUGCCCCAUGGAGCGGGGAGGCGCCGUCUGCUCCCGGAGCCGUGACCCGAGUCGGAGCUGUGUGUCGCAGCCGCCCCGACCCCCGCGGAUCAUGCGCCAGCGCCCCUGGCUCGCCGGUCCCGCCGGGCUGUGAGCCCCCCACUCCCGGCCCGUCACGGCGCGCGCGCCAUGGGCAGCACCCACCCUUGUCCCUGGCUGCGGCUCCGACCUCGGCCCCAGCCGCGGCCCGCGCUCUGCGCGCUCCUGUUCUUUCUACUGCUGCUGGCUGCCGCCGUGCCCAGGUCUGCACCCAACGACAUUCUGGGUCUCCGCCUUCCCCCGGAGCCUGUGCUCAACGCCAACACAGUGUGCCUGACAUUGCCCGGCCUGAGCAGGCGGCAGAUGGAGGUGUGUGUGCGCCACCCUGACGUGGCUGCCUCAGCUAUCCAGGGCAUCCAGAUUGCCAUCCAUGAGUGCCAGCACCAGUUCCGGGACCAGCGCUGGAACUGCUCUAGUCUGGAGACUCGAAACAAGAUCCCCUACGAGAGUCCCAUCUUCAGCAGAGGUUUCCGAGAGAGUGCCUUCGCCUACGCCAUCGCCGCAGCUGGAGUAGUGCACGCAGUAUCCAAUGCUUGCGCCCUGGGCAAACUGAGGGCAUGCGGCUGCGAUGCGUCCAGGCGCGGGGACGAGGAGGCCUUCCGUCGGAAGCUGAACCGCCUGCAGCUGGACGCGCUGCAGCGCGGUAAGGGCCUGAGCCACGGGGUUCCUGAGCACCCGGCCCUUCCCCCUGCCAGCCCUGGCCUGCAGGACUCCUGGGAGUGGGGCGGCUGCAGCCCCGACGUGGGUUUCGGGGAGCGCUUCUCUAAGGAUUUUCUGGACUCCCGGGAGCCUCACAGAGACAUCCACGCGCGCAUGAGGCUCCACAACAACAGAGUGGGGAGGCAGGCGGUGAUGGAGAACAUGCGGCGGAAGUGCAAGUGCCACGGCACGUCAGGCAGCUGCCAGCUCAAGACGUGCUGGCAAGUGACUCCGGAGUUCCGUGCCGUGGGGGCGCUGCUGCGCAGCCGCUUCCACCGCGCCACGCUCAUCCGGCCGCACAACCGCAACGGUGGCCAGCUGGAGCCCGGUCCCGCGGGGGCACCCUCUCCGGCCCCGGGCAUGCCUGGGCCUCGCCGCCGGGCCAGCCCCACCGACCUGGUCUACUUUGAGAAGUCGCCCGACUUCUGCGAGCGCGAGCCGCGCCUGGACUCCGCGGGCACUGUGGGCCGCCUGUGCAACAAGAGUAGUGCAGGCCCCGACGGCUGCGGCAGCAUGUGCUGUGGCCGCGGCCACAACAUCCUGCGCCAGACGCGCAGCGAGCGCUGCCACUGCCGCUUCCACUGGUGCUGUUUCGUGGUCUGCGAGGAGUGCCGCAUCACCGAGUGGGUCAGCGUCUGCAAGUGAGCAGAGGGCUCUCUUCCCCGAGACUGGCCCUCUGACACUUGUGAUCUUGGCCUGUCAGUGUCGCCUUGGCUCCCGGGAAAGGACAUUGGACCACAUGAUCUCAUAGGAACCUCCCAGUUCUGAGGCUCGUCAUGUUUGCAAAUAAGGGACAGUCCAGGCCUGCCUAGACCCCACCACUUACUUCUGUGGGCUCCAGGACUGACCUGCCUCCCCAUUCCCUGCCCCUCAGAUUGUUCAGUUGGGCUGGGGAUUGCCCCACACUCUAGGGCAAGUGUCAGCCUGGCAGCCCCAGGCCUGUCUCCUUUCAUCCCUUCACGUCUUUCUCUGAAGUGGGAAGGAAUGAAUGGAAACUGAUAGGCAGGAAGAGGAGGAUUUAGAAGAAGAAAUGGACAUAAUUGAGCUACAGUGAUUCUAGAGAGGCCCCCAGACACCCUCCCCCACAGACCUCUGCCCCUCAUCUUUCAAUUAACAAAUAAUUUAUUUUGCACUCUUUGUGGCCUGGCACUCUGCAGGGGAUGAGGGGUGCUGGGGAUACAGAUGUGAAUAAGAGAGACACAGCACCUGCCUUCUUGGAGUUUACAUUCUGGCUGGGGGAUAUGGACAAUAA
This is a messenger RNA of Hipposideros armiger (great roundleaf bat), 2286 nucleotides long. It is a transcript of the gene WNT10A, whose product is annotated as Wnt family member 10A. Lineage: Eukaryota; Metazoa; Chordata; Mammalia; Chiroptera; Hipposideridae. The record is from RefSeq and is a predicted model, not a curated record. Gene Ontology annotation, biological process: canonical Wnt signaling pathway; multicellular organism development; neuron differentiation. Gene Ontology annotation, cellular component: extracellular region. Bases 426 to 1679 code for a protein of 417 amino acids. The transcript has 4 exons. Gene Ontology annotation, molecular function: frizzled binding; cytokine activity.